Molecule: messenger RNA, 2178 nt
Organism: Filobasidium floriforme
Lineage: Eukaryota; Fungi; Basidiomycota; Tremellomycetes; Filobasidiales; Filobasidiaceae
Product: hsp71-like protein
Exons: 12
Coding region: 158-2080 (640 amino acids)
Biological process (GO): cellular response to unfolded protein; protein refolding; vesicle-mediated transport
Cellular component (GO): cytoplasm; cytosol; nucleus
Molecular function (GO): misfolded protein binding; ATP-dependent protein folding chaperone; ATP binding
Source: RefSeq, a predicted model, not a curated record
CUUUCGAUGUCCCGUUUGAAGUCUCUCAAGUAAAGUCUCUCAUACAGACCAAACAAAUAAAAAGACAACUCAACCAGGCAACGAAAGUAGAUCGUUACAAGCCUCUUUACAACAAACCCCUUUUACCACAAACCUACCAAACGAAAACUCAGUCAAAAUGGUCGCUGCCGUCGGAAUCGAUCUCGGAACCACCUACUCUUGUGUUGCCGUCUUCAGGCAAGACAGGGUGGAAAUCAUUGCCAACGACCAGGGUAACCGAACCACCCCUUCUUACGUCGCUUUCAACGAUACUGAGCGACUCAUCGGUGAUGCCGCCAAGAACCAGGUCGCCAUGAACCCCUACAACACCGUCUUCGACGCCAAGCGAUUGAUUGGCCGAAAGUUCGCCGACGAGGAGGUCCAGGCCGACAUGAAGCACUGGCCUUACAAGAUCAUCGACAAGGCCGGCAAGCCCGUCAUCCAGGUCGAGUACAAGGGAGAGGAGAAGCAGUUCACCCCCGAGGAAAUCUCUUCCAUGGUUCUCGUCAAGAUGAAGGAGACCGCCGAGGCCUACCUUGGAGGUGACGUCAAGGACGCCGUCGUCACCGUCCCUGCCUACUUCAACGACUCGCAGAGGCAGGCCACCAAGGACGCCGGUGCCAUCGCCGGAUUGAACGUCCUCCGAAUCAUCAACGAGCCUACCGCCGCCGCUAUCGCUUACGGUUUGGACAAGAAGAGCGAGGGCGAGAAGAACGUCUUGAUCUUCGACUUGGGUGGUGGUACUUUCGACGUUUCGUUGUUGACCAUCGAGGAGGGUAUCUUCGAGGUCAAGGCUACUGCCGGAGACACCCACUUGGGUGGUGAGGACUUUGACAACCGUCUCGUCAACCACUUUGUCCAGGAGUUCAAGAGGAAGAACAAGAAGGACUUGUCCCCCAACGCCCGAGCCGUUCGACGACUCCGAACCGCAUGUGAGCGAGCCAAGCGAACCCUCUCUUCCGCCGCCCAGACUUCGAUCGAGAUCGACUCCUUGUUCGACGGAAUCGACUUCUACACCUCGAUCACCCGUGCCCGAUUCGAGGAGCUCUGCCAGGACCUCUUCCGAUCCACCAUGGACCCCGUCGAGAAGGUCUUGAGGGACGCCAAGAUGGACAAGUCGACCGUCAACGAGAUUGUCUUGGUCGGAGGUUCUACCCGUAUCCCCAAGAUCCAGAAGUUGGUCUCCGACUUCUUCUCUGGCCGAGAGCCCAACCGAUCGAUCAACCCCGACGAGGCCGUUGCCUACGGUGCCGCCGUUCAGGCCGCCAUCUUGACCGGUGACACUUCUUCCAAGACCCAGGACUUGCUCCUCUUGGACGUUGCCCCCUUGUCCAUGGGUAUCGAGACCGCCGGAGGUGUCAUGACCCCCUUGAUCAAGAGGAACACCACCGUUCCCACCAAGAAGUCCGAGACCUUCUCAACUUAUGCUGACAACCAGCCCGGAGUUUUGAUCCAAGUCUUCGAGGGAGAGCGAGCCAGGACCAAGGACUGCAACUUGCUCGGAAAGUUCGACCUUUCGGGUAUCCCCCCUGCUCCUCGAGGAGUUCCUCAAAUCGAGGUCACCUUCGACGUCGACGCCAACGGUAUCUUGAACGUCUCGGCCCUCGAGAAGGGAACCGGAAAGACCCAAAAGAUCACCAUCACCAACGACAAGGGCAGGCUCUCUAAAGAGGACAUCGAAAGGAUGGUUGCUGACGCCGAGAAGUACGCCGCCGAGGACGAGCAGAUCAAGGAGAGGACAGCUGCCAAGAACUCAUUGGAGAGUUACGCCUAUAGCUUGAAGCAGACUCUUGAGAGCCCCGAGACCGGCGACAAGCUCAGCGACGCCGACAAGGGUCCCGUGAAGGAGAAGCUCGACGAGGUCCUCAAGUUCUUGGAGGAGUCUUCCGAGUCCGCUUCCAUCGAGGAGAUCAAGGAGAGGCAGACCGAGUUGGAGGGUCUCGCCAACCCCAUGAUGCAGAAGUUGUACGCUCAGGGAGGUGCCCCCGGCGGCAUGCCCGGUGGUGCCCCUGGUGCCGGUGCCGGCGACGCCAGCGGUCCCGAGGUCGAGGAGGUCGACUAAACGAGGACUUGCAAUCUUUAGUUUCCUGGAUAGACGCAUUUCGUUGACUUUUGUAGCGAACAAUAUUAAUGACGAUUGAUGUGAUUACGUUUCUGUUG